Asparagus officinalis (garden asparagus) is the source of this 495-nucleotide messenger RNA. RefSeq lists its product as uncharacterized. Lineage: Eukaryota; Viridiplantae; Streptophyta; Magnoliopsida; Asparagales; Asparagaceae. The record is from RefSeq and is a predicted model, not a curated record. The coding region runs from base 1 to 495 and encodes 164 amino acids. The transcript has a single exon.
AUGUCUCUUGUCAUAGCAAUAGCAAAAGCCAAGACGAUGGCAAUGAGGAGCAAAACCAACGCCAUAAAGACCCGGCUAACGCUCUUGAAGCUUCUUCAUGAGAAGAAGGUGCUAACGAGUGUUUUCUUGCAAAAAGUUCAUGCGGUCAAGGUCGAUGACAAGUCGAAGGACUACAAAAAGGCUGUUGUGCCGGCGUACAAAUCCACACACACUGAACUGGUGAAGUACGCGGAAGAAGAAGAGGAGGAGGACUACCCCUAUACUACCACAGACUCGAUUCUGGAAUCGGAGGAGGAAGAUGGUGAUCGGUUGGAGAGGGGCACAAUAUCAGUUACUGAAUUUAUUAGUUCUCCAGGGGAUGGGUCAGACCUGAGCCUUAAGAACGAGAUCGACAAAGCUGCUGAUUUGUUCAUAAGAAGGUUUCACAGGCAAAUAAAAAUUCAGAAACAGGAGUCCUUCAAGAGGUAUCAAGAGAUGCUGGAGAGAAGUACUUAG